Lynx canadensis (Canada lynx) is the source of this 1281-nucleotide messenger RNA. RefSeq names its product phospholipase A and acyltransferase 5 (gene PLAAT5). Bases 349 to 1107 code for a protein of 252 amino acids. NCBI's taxonomy places the organism in Eukaryota, Metazoa, Chordata, Mammalia, Carnivora, Felidae. Gene Ontology annotation, biological process: N-acylphosphatidylethanolamine metabolic process. The record is from RefSeq and is a predicted model, not a curated record. The transcript has 5 exons. Gene Ontology annotation, molecular function: glycerophospholipid phospholipase A1 activity; A2-type glycerophospholipase activity. Gene Ontology annotation, cellular component: cytoplasm.
GAGUGCACGCUCGGGAGGGAGCGUUUGAUGUUCAUUUCAUCAGAGCGAGCCCAGCGACUCUGUUUGGGGCCGGAAGGGCUAGCGGGGUGGCAGUCCCGGGCAGGCGGAGUUGAGAACGGCUCUAGGGUUCUAGCUCCUCAGAAGCUUCUGCUGCCGGGUUUAGUCCCGGGAUUUCUGGGCUCUCCCUCCACCUUCUUCCCCAUUCUAUCCCGGAGAGUUCCAAAGUCUUUCCUAACCGGAGGAGCCGAGACCUCUCCAGCACCUAGUCCCACAGCCCCCUUCGUUUACCCCCCAAAUUGACUGAGGGCUGACCAGGCCAGGCUGGAGCUCGGAGCCACCUUCACAGAGAUGUCCGAGGCGCUGCCUCCAACUCUCCCUUUACAGAUUUCACUGUCUGUAGGAGGCAGUUGUGGUUUAAAUAGCAUCUUCCCUCCUCUCUCCCCCUUAGAAAUAUCCUCUCAAGCGUUGGUCCAGCUCUCUCCCAAGCACCUGCAGCAGGGAACCUCAGAACUGGACAGAAGCGUCCAGGAGGGGGAGGAGCCCGGAGUUAACUUGGAGACCACACCCAACCAGAAAAGAGCAGAGUCACAUUCAACCCCGAAGCCUGAGAGUGAAAGCAAGUUAGCAAAGCAAGCCGCCAAGAGCAAACCAAGACCCAGACCUGGAGACCUGAUUGAGAUUUUUCGCAUCGGCUAUGAGCACUGGGCCAUCUACGUGGAAGACGACUGUGUGGUCCAUCUGGCUCCCCCGAGUGAGGAAUUUGAGGCCGGCAGUAUCAGUUCCAUCUUCAGCAACCGGGCCGUGGUGAAAUACAGUCGCCUGGAGGACGUGCUGCACGGCUGCUCUUGGAAGAUCAACAACAAGCUGGAUGGGACGUACCUGCCCCUGCCCGUGGACAAGAUCGUCCGGCGCACGAAGAAGAUGAUCAACAAGGUGGUGCAGUACAGCCUGAUUGACGGGAACUGUGAGCACUUCGUCAACGACCUCAGAUACGGUGUGCCCAGGAGCCAGCAGGUGGAACACGCCCUGAUGAAAGGAGCGAAAGCUGCCGGUGUGGUUAUUUCAGCUGUGGUGGACAGCAUACGGCCCAAGCCCGGCCCCGCCUGAAGGUGCUGGAAAUUCCAGGCAGAGGAAGAACGGCUGCCACCAGCAAGGACAAUCACAGCCCCUUUCCUCCCCUUGCCUUCUCUCGCCAGAGCUCCUCCCGAGAAAAUCGGGAGCUUCUGGAGGAAUCUCGAGUGUAUCCAAUUACCCCUCCAGAAAUACAUCCAAUAUAUGUGA